This is a messenger RNA of Dendrobium catenatum, 6622 nucleotides long. Its product is annotated as putative disease resistance protein At3g14460. The transcript has 2 exons. Bases 1 to 6525 code for a protein of 2174 amino acids. Lineage: Eukaryota; Viridiplantae; Streptophyta; Magnoliopsida; Asparagales; Orchidaceae. The record is from RefSeq and is a predicted model, not a curated record. Gene Ontology annotation, molecular function: ADP binding.
AUGAAGCAGCUUAUCACCACUGGCUUUCAGUACCUGGAAGAUCAAGUCAGAUGGCAGACCGGCAUGAAGGCGGAGCUGGAAAGGCUGCAACAGAACCACCCGAAGAUCCAAGCUGUCGUCGACUAUGCUUCCCGUCAACAACAGAUCAGAGACAAAAAUCCGGCUCUUUACGAAUGGCUAUGGCAGCUACGAGAUGCUAUCGAUGAGGCAGAUGAUGUUUUGGAUGACCUCGAGUACGAGAAGCUUGAAAAAGAGCUGGCAAAAAGCAAGAAGCAGAGAAAGGUGCGUUCCAUCAUGAAAUCCCUAAAUAAAAGACUUGUCAAAAUUGCCAAACGUGCUCUCAAAAUUGAUCCCAACUUGAAGAAACUCGAGGCGGUUGUGCAGAAAAUUGAUAAAGUUUCAACUGGUGUUGCAACUUUCCUUCAUCUUGUAAGUGAAGCAAAUCAGGAGCAUCAGGAUCAGCAGCUGGAGCUGUACAGAGAACGUCAAACGGGAUCUUUGCCUAAAACUGAUCUCAUCGGGCGGGGCAAUGAUAAGGAGUUUGUUAUGCAGUGGUUGAGGAAGCAAUCAAAUGAGCAUCGGGGAACUGAUUUGUACAGAAACAUUUCUGUUCUAUCUAUAGUGGGGCAUGGUGGUAUGGGAAAGACUACACUCUUGCAACAUGUCUAUGAAGAAGAUGAAAUGACAGAGGAAUUUGAUCUUAAAAUGUGGGUUUGUGUAUCCAACAACUUUGAUGCGCAAAAAGUCAUUGCAGAUAUGUUGGAAUCUCUUAAAAAGAAUAGACCUCCUUUGGAUACACUUGAUGCGCUUCAAAAGAGUCUUAAAUCUGAGAUAAUGUCAAAAAGGUUCUUACUUGUGCUGGAUGACAUUUGGGAUGAGGAGGAGGAAAGGGAUAAAAGUAAAUGGGAGAAUGUGCUCGCCCCUCUGUCUUGUGGAAGUUUGGGAAGUAAAAUUUUGGUCACUACUCGGAUGGACUCUGCUGCAUUGAUAAUUGCAAAAGUGAUUAAAAAUAAUAAAGAAACAUUGAGAUUACAAGGCUUAGAAGAUGGUGAAUGUUUACAGCUACUCAACAACCAUGCAUUUGCAGAUGUAGAGAAUCUUGAUGAUGAUCACAGAAAAUUAAAAUUAAUCACGGAAGAGAUAGCUAAAAAGCUUUCAGGGUUUCCAUUAGCAGCAAAGGUCAUGGGCGGUAUUCUGAAUUCUAAUUUGGAUGAAAGGCAUUGGAGAGAAGUUUUAGAAUGUGAUACUGGAAUAAUAAAAUUGGGUCAAAAUGAUAUCAUGUCGGUCUUAAGAUUGAGUUAUGUAUACCUCCCACAACAUCUACAAAGUUGCUUCAGAUUUUGUUGCAUAUUCCCACAAGAUCAUGAAUUUGAUAAGGAUGAUUUAGUCCGCAUGUGGAUUGCAUUGGGUUUCAUUCGGUCAUCAUAUAAUCAAGGAGAGAAUAUGGAGGAUAUUGGAGGAAGGUAUUUUGAUACUUUGGUUAAGAAAUCAUUUUUUGAUAAAUAUGGUAAUUAUUACAAAAUGCAUGAUUUAUUACAAGAACUGGCACAGUAUGUUUCUGCACAAGAAUGCUUCAGAAUUGAGGGUGAAAAUGUGUUGUCUUGUAGAAUUUCUGAAACUAUUCGACACUUGGCUGUUAAAACUAACAAUUUAGAAGUGGUCAGAAAGAUUGAGAAAUUUAAAAAUUUGCACUCUCUUCACUUAACCUAUAGCAAAGAUGAUCAGGAUUUUAUUGAUGUACUUACCAAAAAUUUUGAAACAUUGAGUAGCAUCCGCUUGCUAUGCAUAAACAAUCAACACCUGAAAAUGAUACCCGAGGCAAUUGGAUUUUUAAGACAUCUUCGAUAUUUGAAGAUUGCUAGAACUAGUGUUGCUCAACUGCCAAGAUCGUUAAGCAAUCUUUAUCACUUGAUGUUUAUGAUAUAUGAAAGAAAUUUGUGUAUUUCCAAUGAUAUCUUACCAAAGGAUUUAAAUAACCUUUUUAAUCUACGUUACUUGAAAUUGCCUUGGGAUGUCAUUCUAGUUGGGAUGCAUGGUAUUGGAAAGCUAAAAUCUCUUCAAGGGCUGGAUGGGUUUUAUGUUAAGAAUGAGAUUGGUUAUAAAAUUGGGGAGUUGGAGCAUAUGAAUGACCUUCGUCAGUUAAGAAUCAAACUUCUUAAAAAUGUGAAGGAUGCCGAGGAGGCUUGCAGUGCCAAAAUAUAUCAAAAGAAGAAUCUCAUGGAUUUGUCUUUAGAAUGGAGUCACAUUCAUAUCAACAAUUGGGGUCAUGCACAAUUUGCAAGGUAUGCUAGUAUAUCAAAAGAGGAAUCAUCACGAAACAUUUUUGAUCCUUACUUAGAUGAGAAAGUGCUUGACAAUCUUCAACCACACAAUAGUUUAAAGCAAUUGCGGAUAUAUUCAUUCAUGGGUGCCAGGUCUGCAAUAUGGAUGAACAAUAUAAAUUUGAUCUCAAAUCUAGAAUACAUUCGACUAGAGGAUUGCUUGGAGUGGCACACUCUUCCACCUGUUGGGCAGCUUCCAUUCCUUAAAUCGCUCAUUCUUCAUAAUAUGCCAAAAGUUAAACGGCUUGACAAUAAAUUUCAUGGAAAUGGCAAGUGUUGCCUCUUUCCAUCACUGAAGGUGCUAGAAAUUGAAAAUUUGGAAGUAUUAGAGGAUUGGUUUGAUGCAGCAGCAGUAGCAGAAGGUGACUGUUUGUUUCCUUGCUUAACUGAACUGUACCUAAGAGACUGCCAACAUUUGCAAGAGCUGCCCUUUUUGCCUCCUCAGCUCAAGAAAUUGGAGAUUGAUAACAUUGGGUGGAAAGCUUUUAAUUGGCUUCAAUGUGCUAGCAACUGUUGCAUCCAAGAGCUGAAAAUUACAAGGAAUGAUGAAUUGGUUUCAUUUCCAAUUGAGGCAGAGGAGUGGUUUGUUCGAGUUAGUUCAUCCCUUCAUAAGUUGUACUUUAUGGAGCUCAAAUCGCUGCAGUCUCUUCCUUCCUCCUUGGCAAGCCUCUCCUCACUUAAGAUUCUAAGUGUGAGAAAUGCUCCUCAACUCCAGAUGUUGCCGAACAUCCCCGCCUCUCUGGAGAAAUUAGAGCUUUACAAUCUCGAAUCAUUGCAAUGCCUGCCUUCUUCUUUGUCAUUCUCUUCUCUGGCUGUCCUUGAAUUACACAGCAUUCCUCUCCUCGAAUCAUUGCCAGACCUCCCUCCCUCUUUGCGUUCGAUGAAUAUUUAUUAUGGGAACCUGAAUUGCUUGCCUUCUUGCUUUCCUAGCCUUUCUUACCUCCAAAACAUUAGUAUUAGUGGUCUUCCUCUGCUCCAAGAAUUACCAGAACUCCCUUCUUCCCUUCGUGAACUGAGCAUUAGAAGACUUAAAUCCCUACAAUCUCUCCCUUCCUCAUUGACAAGCCUCUUUUCACUUGAGAUUCUAUUCAUAAUUAAUGUUACUGAACUUCGGCUCCUGCCAAACUUUCCCGCCUCUCUCGAAAAAUUAAACCUUUCAAAUCUCGAAGCAUUGCAGUGCCUUCCAUCUUCUGUGUCCAUCUCUUCCCUCAAAAGACUUCACUUAAUGAAAAUUCCGCUCCUAAAAUCAUUACCAGCCCUUCCUCCCGGUUUGAAAUAUCUGUUCGUCAAUAAUGUUUCUCAGCUCCAACUAUUGCCAAAUAUCCCCGCCUCUCUAGAAGAUUUAAUCCUUUCAGAUCUCGAAGCAUUGCAGUGCCUUCCAUCUUCUUUGUCCAUCUCUUCCCUCAAAAAGCUUCGCUUAACAAGAAUUCCGCUCCUAAAAUCAUUGCCAGACCUUCCUAACGGUUUGAAAUAUCUGUCCGUCGAUAAUGUUCUUCAGCUCCAACUAUUGCCAAAUAUCCCCGCCUCUCUGGAAGAACUAAACCUUUCAGGUCUCGAAGCAUUGCAGUGCCUGCCAUCUUUUUUGUCCAUCUCUUCCCUCAAAAGACUUCGCUUGAUAAGAAUUCCGCUCCUAAAGUCAUUGCCAGACCUUCCUCCCGGUUUGAAAUAUCUGUUCGUUGAUAAUGUUCCUCAGCUCCAACUAUUGCCAAAAAUCUCUGCCUCUCUGGAAGAAUUAAACCUUUUAGAUCUCGAAGCAUUGCAGUGCCUUCCUUCUUCUUUGUCCAUCUCUUCUCUCAAAAGACUUCACUUAAGAAGAAUCCCGCUCCUAAAAUCAUUGCCAAACCUCCCUCCCAGUUUGAAAUUUCUGGAAGUCCAAAGCUGUCGUCCAAAGUUGAUGAAGCGAUAUGAAAAUUUUCACAGACUCCGAGUAGCAGACGAUCAUAAGUUGUACUUUAUGGGGCUCAAAUCCCUGCAGUAUCUUCCUUCCUCCUUGGCAAGCCUUUCCUCACUUAAGAUUUUACAUGUGAGAAAUGCUCCUCAACUCCAAAUGUUGCCGAACAUCCCUGCCUCUCUGAAAAAAUUGGAACUUUGUAAUCUCGAAAAAUUGCAAUGCAUGCCUUCUUCUUUGUCCAUCUCUUCUCUCGAGGUCCUUGAUUUAUCCUGCAUUCCUCUCCUCAAAUCAUUGCCAGACCUACCUCCCUCUUUUCGUUCGAUAAAUAUUUACCUUGAGAACCUGUGUUGCUGGCCUUCUUGCCUUCCUAGCCUUUCUUAUCUCCAAAAAAUUAGUAUUAUUAGUAACGCUCCUCACCUUCAAGAAUUACCAGAACUCCCUUCAUCCCUUUGUGAACUGAGCUUUAUAAAUCUUGAAUCCCUACAAACUCUCCCUUCCUCAUUGACAAGCCUCUAUUCACUUGAGAUUCUAUCCAUAAUUAAUGUUACUCAACUUCGACUACUACCAAAGUUUCCCACCUCUCUAGAACGAUUAUCACUUGGAAAACUCAAAUCAUUACAAUGUUUGCCGUCUUCUUUGCAGGCCAUCUCUUCUCUAAAGUAUCUUUAUUUAGAAGGCAUUCCGCUCCUCAAAUCAUUGCCUGACUUCCCUCCUCCUUUGUGUUGGCUUCACCUAUGUGACCUUGAGAACCUAGAUUGCUUGCCUUCUAGCUUGUCCAGCCUUUCUUCUCUCCAAAAAAUUAAUAUUGAUAAAGUUCCUUUGCUCCAAGAAUUACCAAACCUCCCUUCAUCCCUUUGUCAAUUAGCAUUUACAAAGCUUAAAUCUCUGCAGUUAUUGCCGAAUAUCCCCGCCUCUCUAGAAGAAUUAAGCCUUUCAGGUCUCGAAGCAUUGCAGUGCCUGCCAUCUUCUUUGUCCAUCUCUUCCCUCAAAAGAUUUCACUUGACAGAAAUUCCGCUGCUAAAAUCAUUGCCAAACCUUCCUCCCGAUUUGAAAUAUCUAUUCAUCGAUAAUGUUCCUCAGCUCCAACUAUUGCCAAAUAUCCCCGCCUCUUUGGAAGAAAUAAACCUUUUUGGUCUCGAAGCAUUGCAGUUCCUGCCAUCUUCUUUACCCAUUUCUUCCCUCAAAAGACUUCACUUAACAAGAAUUAUGCACCUAAAAUCAUUGCCAGAUCUUUCUCCCAGUUUGGAAUAUAUGUCAGUCAAUAAUGUUUGUCAGCUCCAAUUACUGCAAAACAUCCCCGCUUCUUCGAAAGAAUUGUACCUUUCAGAUCUCGAAGCAUUGCAGUGCCUGCCAUCUUCUUUGUCCAUCUCUUCUCUCAAAAGACUUCACUUGACAAAAAUUUCGCUCCUAAAAUCAUUGCCAAACCUUCCUCCCGAUUUGAAAUAUCUGUUCAUCGAUAAUGUUCCUCAGCUCCAACUAUUGCCAAAUAUCCCCGCCUCUCUGGAAGUAUUAAACCUUUCAGGUAUCGAAGCAUUACAGUUCCUGCCAUCUUCUUUGCCCAUCUCUUCCCUUAAAAGACUUCACUUAACAGGAAUUCUGCUAAUAAAAUCAUUGCCAGAUCUCCCUCCCAGUUUGGAAUCUCUGUCGGUCAAUAAUAUUCCUCAGCUCCAACUAUUGCCAAAUAUCCCCGCCUCUCUGGAAGAAUUAAACCUUUCAGGUCUUGAAGCAUUACAGUUACUGCCAUCUUCUUUGCCCAUCUCUUCGCUCAAAAGACUUCACUUAACAGGAAUUCCACUACUAAAAUCAUUGUCAGAUCUCCCUCCGAGUUUGGAAUCUCUGUCAGUCGAUAAUGUUCCUCAGCUUCAACUAUUGCAAAACAUCCCCGCCUCUCUGGAAGAAUUAAAACUUUCAGGUCUUGAAGCAUUGCAGUUCCUGCCAUCUUCUUUGCCCAUCUCUUCCCUCAAAAGACUCCACUUAAAUGGAAUUCAGCUACUAAAAUCAUUGCCAGACCUUCCUCCUAGUUUGAAAUAUCUGUUCAUCUAUAAGGUUCCUCAGCUCCAAUUAUUGCCAAACAUUCCUGCCUCUAUGGAAGAAUUGCGCCUUUAUGACCUCGAAGCAUUGCACUGCCUGCCAUCUUCUAUGUCCAUCUCUUCCCUCAAAGGACUUCAUUUAGACAGAAUUCCGGAACUUAAAUCAUUGCCAGACCUCCCUCCCGGUUUGAAUUAUCUUUCAGUUAAAGACUGUCAUCCAGGGUUGAUGGAGCGAUAUCAAAGUUUUGACAGAAGAUUGCUCGCAUACAUGUUGUCAAUAUAGUUCUAGCACGGAAGACGAAUAAAUGCUGGUAAUUAAUUACUACAUGAUCGUGGAAAUUGUAUUUAUCAAUCUCGCAUCCAUUAUUUUAUAGUAAUUA